AGGUACACCAAGAUGAAGACAGCCACCAACAUCUACAUCUUCAACCUGGCCUUGGCAGAUGCACUGGCCACCAGCACGCUGCCCUUCCAGAGCGCCAAGUACCUGAUGGAGACGUGGCCUUUUGGGGAACUUCUCUGCAAGGCUGUGCUCUCCAUUGACUACUAUAAUAUGUUCACCAGCAUCUUCACACUCACCAUGAUGAGUGUAGACCGCUAUAUUGCUGUCUGCCACCCUGUCAAGGCCCUGGACUUCCGCACGCCCGCCAAGGCCAAGCUGAUCAACAUCUGCAUAUGGGUCCUGGCGUCAGGUGUUGGUGUACCCAUCAUGAUCAUGGCUGUGACCCGUCCCCGGGACGGAGCCGUGGUGUGCACGCUCCAGUUCCCCAGCCCCAGCUGGUACUGGGACACGGUGACCAAGAUCUGCGUGUUCCUCUUCGCCUUCGUGGUGCCCAUCCUCAUCAUCACCGUGUGCUACACCCUGAUGCUGCUGCGCCUGCGCAGUGUGCGCGUGCUCUCGGGCUCCAAGGAGAAGGACCGCAGCCUGCGGCGCAUCACGCGCAUGGUGCUGGUGGUGGUGGGCGCCUUCGUGGUGUGCUGGGCCCCCAUCCACAUCUUCGUCAUCGUCUGGACGCUGGUGGACAUCAACCGGCGCGACCCGCUCGUGGUGGCCGCGCUGCACCUGUGCAUCGCGCUGGGCUACGCCAACAGCAGCCUCAACCCCCUGCUCUACGCCUUCCUGGACGAGAACUUCAAGCGCUGCUUCCGCCAGCUCUGCCGCUGGCCCUGCGGCCGCCAGGAGCCCGGCGGCUUCAACCGCGCCCGGGAAGCUACGGUCCGCGAAAGGAUCACCGCCUGCACCCCGUCCGAGGGUCCUGGUGGCACCGCUGCCUGACCAGGCCCGGCUGGCCCACCUGGCGGUCACCCCGAGUGCUAACGGGGGUGGGGGCCAGGGCGCCGCAGGAGGAGAAAGGGGGCCUCUGUUUGGAAAAACAGACCCGGGCUUGAGAUGGGCCAGGGGCCCAGAGAUGGGGCCCCUGAGGUGGGUGGACCUCUGGGCGGGGCAGAGGGCUGGGCAGUGGGCUGUGCCACUGGACUGAGGGCCUGGUCAAAGGCUCUGGGUGGAGGAGGAGCUGCCGACUCCUAGGGAGGAGGACCUGUGGCUCUAGACCUGGGCGGAUAAGUAGGGCCUCUACCGUGGGGAGAGCUUCACGUUCCAACCCUGAGCUGGGCUUGCCAGUGAGGGUGCGGACUGAGCCCUGAAGAUGCCUGGCCAGGACCCAUGGGGCAGUGGUGGGGACAGUGGCUUGAGAAUUGAGCUGCAAGAUCAGGCUUCUGUGUAGCGAGGAGGGGCCUCUUCUCGGACCCGACGCAAGGACAGGACUGGGAGGCUACUGCUCAAGAUUGGGCCUCAGAGAUAGGCCCUGUGUGCAGGGGACAGGGGCCUCAACUUUGGGCGAGAGGCCCAGCCCUGAGUUCUAGCAGGAGGUGGGGCUCAAGGCCGGGCUUGCCCAGGUCCAGGUCCAACUUGCCAUCUCUAUAAAUAAAAAGCAGAGAAAUAUAGAGAGGGAGAGAAAAAAACGUACCUUCUUGCUCCUGGACAGUCAUUUCCUUGGGACGGGCAGGGUGCCUCAGCAUGGAGGUAGUGUGCCCAGCGCUGCACCUCAGUGGGGCGGCUCCAGGAUAGGGUAGCGGAACAGGGCCGGGGUUGGGGUUGACUCCUCAGGCCGAGUCCCUAACGGGGCUCAGAAGGAGCAAGGAGGCUUCGUGGCUUCAGUUCCAAAACCGAAGCUGCUGGUUGGUCUCAGUGCCAAGGGGUGGUGGUGGGUGGGCUGAGGAAGUGGAGGUGGUGGUGCUGCUGGUUCAGCUUUGAGGUUAGUUCCUGAAGCCAGUGGACAGAUGCCGUUGGGGGUUCCCUGGACCCCCAGGUCCCCCACCUGCUCUCGCUGCCCCCUUCAAGCUACGGAGAGGCGGGUCUACCCAGAGCUAGGCAGAGAGUAUUUCAUUUCAUUUGUGGGGCAUUUUAUUGAGGCGAGCCCAGAUCUUUGCUUCCCCCAGUACCAGGGUCUGUCCUUGGUCCCUGGCCUCCCCUUGCUUUAUCUCCCCCGCCCCCGGCUUUCCCCUUCCUCACACAUGCGCAGCCUCAGUCAAGCACCCUGGCUCCCUAUUGAGGCAGUGUUCUGACAUCCUUGUAAAAACAUUUAAUCAUCUUUCCUUUGGGGGACAGAUGGCAAGAAAUUGACGUCUGUCACAAGCGGAAAAAGAAAUAAAAGGGGGGAAAAAAGAAAAGAAACAAUGUACCUCUUCUCCUUUUGACAGCCAUUUCCUUGGAACAAAAGCCUUUCCCUGUCUGGGAGGCUGUCACUCAGCAGGGGCUGAACUGGCAUUCAGCAAGGUGGGGGCUGAGGCACCAGGGUGGGCUUUGGGCACAUUAGAAGCAGGGAUACCCUUGGUUGGCAAAGCACAGUCCCCUUCUCAGGGCGAGGUCCCCGGAAACUGCAGACCUGGGACUUUUCUUCUCCUGAGAGAGGCUCCCCUAGUGCCUUGGGAAGAUGCGGGGCUGUGCCCAGCACUCAGACCUGCUGCCAAGUUACCGAGGUCUGGGAUCCCUGCUCACUUUCACCCUUCAAAUGGAGCCUGAGACCAUGGGGUCUCUGUGUCUGAAUGGGGGUGGGUAUCAGCAAGGUGGAGGCACUCCUGGACACUCCUCAUCCCCUGGCACCCCUCCUGUGAAUGCCUUGGGGAGAUGUCAGGGGAAGCAGACAAUUUAGGAACCAGGGAAGGAAGACUCCUGAAGGGGGUGAGGUUGGGACCAAGUCUGUUUCUUUUCCUUGCAAUCGCUGUGUCCCCUUUAAUUCUUCCUAGAACAGGCUGCUCAAGGUUGCCCAGGUCUGUCCACUACCGUUUCCUGUGGCUACAACAGACUGGCUCCCUUUUACUACUUCUCAUACACAAAUUUGUCCUGGGGUCAGCAGGGGCUGGGUCCAGACCAUGUGCAUUUAAGGGAAAGCAAAUUUCUAUGGAAAUGUAUGCCAUGCCAGGCUGUAAGCACGCUGGGCACUGGGACUUGGAAAUGAGUCAGGUACUGCCCUGCCCUCAGAAAGUUUGAUCCCGUGCUGGAGACAAAGCAUAAGCGAUGAUUGCAUCUCCCUGUGAUGUGUGUAGCCCACAGGGAGCCCUGGGAGGGUGUCACAGGGAACUACCUUUUCUAGCUUUGCACGGAAUGAGAUUUGUAGCAAUUCUGAAAGAGGUGGAAAAGGGUCAGAGGUCCUUGAUGCAUGACGAGGAGUUGGCCACUAAGAAGAGGGACAGGGUGUGCAAAUCAGGGAGAUGUUCCAGCGCUUGGCAAACCUGAGAAGUUGUGUGCAGCUAGAGCGUGGGGCUUAACCGAAUGUGUCUGAUGACAUUCCUGGGGGGACAUGGUGGGAGUAGUAUUAUUACCCUUAUUUUAGACAAGAAGUCAGGCUCAGAGAGGUCCAGCCACUCACCCUAAGCCACAGAGCUUGUUAGUGGCAGCGGAACUCAGGUCAGUGGAAUUCCAGGGUCCAGUUUCCAGGAAUUUACUGAUGAAUUUCAGACAUCAUUGAAGUAGAAGAGCUGUAGAACCCUGGGAUGAGGUUUUGAAGACUUAAAACCAAAUGGAAAGUCUUGAAGGAAAAGGGCAAUUUUCCAUGAACUUUUGUUCCACCUGGCACUCUAACUCUUCACAUUUUAAAAUGUACUGGAGCCCUACCUGGUUUGGCUCAGUGGAUGGAGCAUCGGCCUGCAGACUGAAGGGUCCUGAGUUUGAUUCCAG
This is a messenger RNA of Myotis myotis, 3792 nucleotides long. RefSeq names its product opioid receptor delta 1 (gene OPRD1). Gene Ontology annotation, cellular component: membrane; neuron projection. Gene Ontology annotation, molecular function: neuropeptide binding; G protein-coupled enkephalin receptor activity. Gene Ontology annotation, biological process: G protein-coupled opioid receptor signaling pathway; neuropeptide signaling pathway. The coding region runs from base 13 to 891 and encodes 292 amino acids. Lineage: Eukaryota; Metazoa; Chordata; Mammalia; Chiroptera; Vespertilionidae. The transcript is spliced from 2 exons. The record is from RefSeq and is a predicted model, not a curated record.